AUGGACCGGCACACCUUGCUCACGUUACACGACAGAGUGGUCACUCGCAAUCCCAGGUACAAGAUCACGCACAACAAUUACAGAACGUGGUGGUUGCAGAUACUGAAUGUCAAUGAGUCCGAUUCAGGACACUACAUGUGUCAAGUCAAUACAUCUCCAAUGAAGAACCUCGUGGGAAAGAUUCAAGUGGUCGUUCCUCCUAAAAUUUCUGAGAAUGUGACAAGUUCGGACACAGAUGUUCGAGAAGGUUCUGACGUCUCUCUGAGGUGCGAAGCAAAGGGAUCGCCCCUCCCACAAGUGAAGUGGAGAAGAGAAGACGAGAAAGACAUCACAAUAGGCUCCAAAAAAGUUCCCACUGUGGAAGGAGAAUUUUUAAAUAUAACGAAAACGAGUAGAUUGCAUAUGGCUGCCUACCUCUGUAUAGCAUCCAAUGGUAUUCCUCCAGCGCUUACGGCUGGUGCAACUGGUGGUCCAGAAUAG
Molecule: messenger RNA, 480 nt
Organism: Parasteatoda tepidariorum (common house spider)
Lineage: Eukaryota; Metazoa; Arthropoda; Arachnida; Araneae; Theridiidae
Source: RefSeq, a predicted model, not a curated record